GUAGCUUCAGCCGGCAUGUGCCAGGCUCAACCCCCGACUCCAAGUCGGUCGAGUUGAAACGUGUCUCCCCCGAUUGCCACUUGCCAGCCCCCAUAAAGCUGUCAAUCGAGAUCCGGAUCCCUCAUCAGCCCUUGCUCCCGGAACUCAAUCCCCAUCUCACCUCACCACCCCCACAAGACGCCCACACCGGACACAACAGUCAAGAUGUUCAAUCUGAGGCGCCUCAUAGUCUCGGCCGCGCUGCUGGUCGGCAUCUCGAUGCUGCUCUUCAGCUCGACCGCCGCCGCCGCCAAGGGCCCCAAGAUCACCCACAAGGUCUUUUUUGAGAUCAAGCACGGCGAGGAGGAUCUCGGCCGCAUCGUCAUUGGCCUCUACGGCAAGACUACCCCCAAGACCACUGAGAACUUCCGUGCUCUUGCCACCGGCGAGAAGGGCUACGGAUACGAGGGCUCCACCUUCCACCGCGUCAUCAAGAACUUCAUGAUCCAGGGCGGUGACUUCACCAAGGGAGACGGCACUGGCGGCAAGUCGAUCUACGGCGACCGCUUCCCCGACGAGAACUUCAAGCUCAAGCACACCAAGAAGGGUCUCCUGUCCAUGGCCAACGCCGGCAAGGACACCAACGGCUCGCAGUUCUUCAUCACCACCGCCAUCACUGGCUGGUUGGAUGGCAAGCACGUCGUCUUCGGCGAGGUCCUCGAGGGCUACGACAUUGUCGAGAAGAUCGAGAACGUCGAGAAGAACCCCGGGGACAAGCCCAAGGAGACGGUCAAGAUCGUCAAGAGCGGAGAGCUGCCGGUGCCCGAAGAAGGUAUUCACGUGGAGCUCUAGAGCGGCUGUUUAGCCCGCACGUCAGCACCGCCAAUCACCAAUUGCACACCUAGAUACACACACACAGACACACAUGUUCCUAGAAAAGUCAAAUUCAAGUGCGAUCAGGUCCCUGCCGUC
Molecule: messenger RNA, 951 nt
Organism: Diaporthe batatas
Lineage: Eukaryota; Fungi; Ascomycota; Sordariomycetes; Diaporthales; Diaporthaceae
Exons: 3
Coding region: 205-831 (208 amino acids)
Biological process (GO): protein folding; protein peptidyl-prolyl isomerization
Cellular component (GO): fungal-type vacuole; endoplasmic reticulum
Molecular function (GO): peptidyl-prolyl cis-trans isomerase activity
Source: RefSeq, a predicted model, not a curated record